Molecule: messenger RNA, 1200 nt
Organism: Diaporthe amygdali
Lineage: Eukaryota; Fungi; Ascomycota; Sordariomycetes; Diaporthales; Diaporthaceae
Product: averantin oxidoreductase
Exons: 7
Coding region: 1-1200 (399 amino acids)
Molecular function (GO): monooxygenase activity; iron ion binding; heme binding
Source: RefSeq, a predicted model, not a curated record
AUGUCUUGCCUAUUCAUAUACCGUCUUUUCCUCCACAAACUGUCUCGUUUCCCCGGUCCGUGGCUGAAUGCGGUAUCGGAGGUUCCUAUUUGUGUUGCGUUGAUGUCAGGCCGACAGCACGCAUAUCUGAGAAGCCUGCAUGAGUCCUAUGGUCCAGUGGUUCGCACGUCUCCAAAUGAUCUUUCCUUUUGCGGUGGGACUGCCUGGGAAGACAUUUACGGCGCCAAAAGUAAUAUGGAAAAGUCCUCAGUCGUAACGGGUGCCAUCCGCUCCAAGACUGGCGCCGUGGCGAUGAGUGUCGCUCGUGCGGAGGCUCAUGAUCGAAUGCGAAAAGCUUGGGCAUACCCCUUUUCCACCACGGCAUUGCUACAGCAAGAGGCAUUGGUCACUGGUCACAUCGAUGAAAUGAUCAAUCAGUUGCGUCUUUUGGCUUCCCAAAAACCAAAAGGUGCCGACCAGUCACAUUGCUUGGGACGGGCUGUUGUUGAUCUGUCGAGCUGGUUCAAGUACCUUACCUUUGACAUACUAGGAGAGCUAACAUUCGCUGAGCCCUUUGGGUGCCUUGAUCAAGGUGCAGAUACCAAGUGUACCAGGAAGACAUUACACAGGAUAGCGGACGAAGAUAGGAGCCACAAAGACUUCUUGUACUACAUUCUGAAGAACAGCGAUGCCAAAAGGGCCUUGACGGUAGAUGAAAUUGUGGUCAACUCGUCGCUGAUGAUAGCCGCUGGGAGCGAUACCACCGCGGUCAUGCUAUCUGGAUGGGCGAAUCUCAUAAUGAGAAACCAGGAGGCUUAUCAGAAGCUCAUUCAUGAAAUUCGCACCACAUUCCAGUCCGAAAGUGACAUCACGUGGUCAUCCGUAAAAGACCUUCGCUAUCUUGGGGCAUGUAUCAAUGAGUCUAUGCGGCUCUUUCCGCCUUUCCCAAUCAGCUUGAUACGUGUUACACCUACAGGGUCUAGUCUCAUUGACGGUAAUAUGGUUCCUGGUAACACAAAUGUAUCGGUGGCACCUUGGGCCGCAAAUUACUCGUCCUCGAAUUUUAAGAAUCCGGAAGCAUUCAUCCCGGAAAGAUGGCUGGAUACCGAGGCAGGGAACCCUUAUAAGAAUGACAACAGGGCCAUGUCACAGCCUUUCAGCCUUGGGCCUCGUGGCUGUUUGGGAAAGUGGGUGAUUUCUCCGCACGUGUUCUGCCCUUAA